CAACUCCAUCCAUGGCAAGCUCAUCGAUGCCAUCCUAUUACGACGCCCUUGGCGUGUCGCCGACGUGCUCCACAGAACAGCUCAAGCGAGCGUAUCAUGCAGCUGCAUUGAAGAACCACCCAGACAAGGCAAUAACACUUGGAAAAACAGCAGACACCGAAGACUUCCAGAGCGCUCACGACGCCUACCAAGUCCUGCGCGAUGUCGAGUCCAGGAGGCGAUACGAUCAAACACUAGCAGAGGCGAAACUUCGGUCGGAAUUGCGCAUCUCGGACGACGUGUUGUUGGAAGCGUUCACAUUAGAGGACGAAAUCUAUACGUUUGGAUGCCGAUGCGGCGAGUAUUAUGUGCUGACGGAGGAUGAAGUCGAGGACCUGGUGGACAUCGUGCCCUGCGACGGCUGCUCGUUGGUCAUUCGCGUCGAGUACCCCAGAACACAAGUCGAUGCAAUUUGAGAUAUAUUCGACACCCGUCGUCGUUGUAGCAAUGUCCAAAUACAAAGCAACUAACUACUCGACCAAUUUAGUACUCCUUUCCUUUGGGAGGAGC
Molecule: messenger RNA, 549 nt
Organism: Aphanomyces astaci
Lineage: Eukaryota; Oomycota; Saprolegniomycetes; Saprolegniales; Verrucalvaceae
Exons: 3
Coding region: 12-455 (147 amino acids)
Biological process (GO): positive regulation of ATP-dependent activity
Molecular function (GO): ATPase activator activity; ferrous iron binding
Source: RefSeq, a predicted model, not a curated record